Molecule: messenger RNA, 255 nt
Organism: Staurois parvus
Lineage: Eukaryota; Metazoa; Chordata; Amphibia; Anura; Ranidae
Source: the annotation of a GenBank genome assembly
AAUGCAUGUCAUAUUCAUUCAACAACGUUUAUUAAAAAACCUCCAAGUGUUUGUGAAAUCUCCCACCACAAAAUGUACUCAGCCAAUGAAAGGUAAUGACUCCAUUUUUAUUCUUCUGCCAUCAAUGGCCAACCCGGUCCCACACUUCAUCCAUGUCUUUGGGGACCUCUGAUCUCCUUAUGAACUGUUUCUUCCAUGAUGAAGAUCAGCCAUGGAGUAUAUCUGAGGUGUAUAUCAGGGUGUGCUUCUUCCCCA